AUGAUUGAGUGGUUGGCAUUAUUGAAAGGAAUUAGGGGCACUUGGGGCUAUUGGGAUAGCUUAGUUAUUUAUGUGAUCAAUGCGAUUCCUCAAUAUUGUGGUAUUAUUGUCGAUUAUUUUCUUUUCAUUACGGCUAUUCCAUUCGAUUUGCUGGUGAUUGGCCCGAUUUCCCCUAAGGAACAACCACAUCAAGAUGAAGCACUGGAACCGGAGCAAUUCCGAAAGAUCUUCGUUGGCGGUCUCUCUUCGGAUACGACCGAUGAGUCGUUACGGGAAUUCUACUCGAAAUGGGGUGAACUGAUCGAUUGCAUUGUCAUGAAAGACCCGACCACGAAACGUACCCGUGGUUUCGGUUUCGUCAGUUACGCGAAACAAUCGAUGGUUGACGAAGCAAUGGCGAAUCGACCACACGUAAUUGAUGGUAAAACGGUUGAUCCGAAACGUGCCGUGCCCCGAGAUCAAUCGUUGAGAACUGAGGCGAAUUUCUCAUCGAAACGGUUGUACGUCUCGGGCAUUCGUGAGGAACACACCGAGGAAAUGCUACAAGAGUUUUUCUCCCAAUUCGGUUCUGUUCUCAAGGCAGAGAUCAUCAACGACAAGAAUACGGGUAAACCGAGAGGCUUUGCGUUCAUCACUUUUGAUGACUACGAUCCGGUGGAUAAAUGCGUUCUCAUCAAAAGUCAUCAGAUCAACAAUUUCAGAUGUGAUGUCAAAAAAGCGUUGAGCAAAGAGGAAAUGGCCAAAGUGUAAAUUUGUGUUGGAUGUAAAAUUUGUGUAAAGAUUCAACAACGUGAUCGUGAUCGAAUGGAUAGAAUGGCUCGUUCUCGUGGUCCGAUGCGGAAUGGCUUCGAUCGAGGCUAUGGUCCUCCGCCGCCAUACGGCGGUGGUUACGGAGGUGGUUGGGGUGGCGGACCAUCCGGUCCAUCCGGUCAACAGUGGGGUGGUGGUGCUGGCGGUCGACAGUCGUAUUAUGGUGGAGGAGGUUAUGGGGGUGGUGGAUAUGGCGGAGGAUAUGGUUCACAA
Anisakis simplex (herring worm) is the source of this 1023-nucleotide messenger RNA. NCBI's taxonomy places the organism in Eukaryota, Metazoa, Nematoda, Chromadorea, Rhabditida, Anisakidae. The record is from the annotation of a GenBank genome assembly.